This is a messenger RNA of Cercopithifilaria johnstoni, 1293 nucleotides long. The record is from the annotation of a GenBank genome assembly. Lineage: Eukaryota; Metazoa; Nematoda; Chromadorea; Rhabditida; Onchocercidae.
AUGCAGAAAAAAAUUCUCUUAAUUAACAAUAUUAUUUCGUUUUCCCAGAAUGCAGUGGAAAAAUGUGAUCGAACGGGAGCAAAUUCAAUUGAAGUGAUAAUUGAUUUUACACGACCGGAUGGUCGACGUACUCGACCACUUCUUGUAGAUGGUAAACGAUUAUAUGUGGAUGAGCAUUAUAUUUCUAUCUGGUCACCUGUUUUACGAGCCUGGUGUAUUGAAUGUCCCGAUCGUGAGCUGAUACUAGCAAAUGUGCAAUAUGAUCAUAUUCUCGAAUUGCUUCUUUGCAUACAUCCAACUUAUAAGGAUGUUGAUGAUCAAUCUGUUCAUAUUCUACUACCGCUUGCUUUUGACUAUCAGAUGGAUGGUCUUUUGCAUCGUUGCGAAUGCUUCCUUGUCCAACAUAAAUUGCCUUUCUUGGAAAAAGUUUGGCUAGCUGACAGAUAUAAAUUAAAUCGUUUAUUGGUAUUAUGUUUACGAGAGAUGAGGCCUAAUUCAAAAAUUGAUCUCACUGGUAGCCGUUAUUAUGGUCUAAGCGAUCGUGUCAAAGUGUUGUUACUCGAAAGGUUGCAUGGAUCUUCAGCACCUGAGGAAAUGUUGGAGCAACCUACCGAUCUGGAACAGUUGCAUCGUCUUUCAGAAUUAAAUUUUGUAAUGAUUCGUACGAAAACUGGUCGCGGUUAUUAUGUUAAUCCAUACUACAUUGCUGCAUGGUCGAAUGUUUUCUUGGAACGUAUAUCUUCAAUAAAGAGUACGGAUGAAAUAUUUUGCCCGUGUACGCAUGAGGAAUUAAAAGCUUUUCUGAUGGCAGUUUAUCCACCCCAACUUAAGAUAACAGAAGCUAAUAUAGGACCAGUACUGAUAGCAGCAUGUAAGAUGGAAUCAGCAGGUUUGUUGAGAAAAUGCGCAAUGUUACUUCUUGCACCUCAUACUCAAUUAUCAGUUUUUGUACGAUUAUCAUUAUUGGAUCGAUGUUUCCUGCAUCAAUUACUUGAUCCUUGCCUUCAGAUGCUUCAUCGGCCAGAACAUUUACUUGAAAUGACUCAACAACAAACUUAUGAAUGCCUAUCAAUUCGGGCACGUGCUGCAAUGUUGGAUCGUUUAAAAAUACUGCUAAAGAAUCCGGGGAUAAAAUUGCAUACCUGUCAAAGGUGUAAACAAUUAAGCGGAUGUGCGCAAAUAUCAUGGAUGUGUCCACAUUGCAACACAUACUCCACUGAUGCAUCAUUGCCAAAGAAGUCAACAGAAAUUAGAAGUGGGAUUCCCGGUGGUAAUUCUAAUAUUAAACGAUGA